Messenger RNA from Olea europaea var. sylvestris, 1122 nucleotides. RefSeq lists its product as uncharacterized. NCBI's taxonomy places the organism in Eukaryota, Viridiplantae, Streptophyta, Magnoliopsida, Lamiales, Oleaceae. The transcript is spliced from 4 exons. The record is from RefSeq and is a predicted model, not a curated record. The coding region runs from base 1 to 1122 and encodes 373 amino acids.
AUGCGUGCGUUUCUUAAGUCCUUAGAUGAGCAUGUUUGGUUGAGUGUGCAAAAUGGCUGGAAACCUCCCUCCACUAUCGUAUCAGGAACUGUUAACCUUACUGAUAUAUCACUGUGGACUAAGGAUGAGAUAGCUGAAUGCGAGAAAGUUCCCGAGUCUGAAAUUGUUAAAAAAAAAUUUCAAAAGGCUCUCAAGAAUACGAGAAAUCCUCAGGAUAGAAAAAGUGGAGUCCCUAGCAGAUUCUCAAAAGAAAAAACUGAAAGGUUUAACAAUAAAAGUUCUAGUGAUAAACCACAUUUGGUUAGGUGCCAUGAAUAUCAAGGUAUAGGUCACUAUAGGAAUGAGUGCCCUAGUUAUAAGAAUAAUCAAAGAAAAGGGCAGGGUAAGGCCUUAGUUGUUUCACUUACUGAUAACGAGUCUGAGACCAGUGAUAGGCAGGAGUCAUCUAGUAGUGAAGAUGAAGGGAACUAUAUGGCAUUUGUGUGGACUAUUAAGAGUGAAUCUGAUAAGGAGAGUGACAAGGUUGAGGAAGAACUUCACAACAAUAAUUCUAGUAAUGAGGAUGACAUAGACAUACAUGAGUUGGAAGACAAGGUUAAGACAUUAACUAGUGAAUUGGAGAAAUCUAAUGCUCAUCUGCAGACUUUCAUAAGUGGAACUAAGAAAUUGGAUGAUAUUUUGGGAAUGAAUAAGCCUAUGGGAGAUAGGAAAGGUCUAGGAUAUGUUGAGGGUAAUACACAUGGUGCUGGUCCAUCUAAAACUGUAUUCAUUUCUGCCUCUAGGAAGUCUAACGCUAUCAACAGUCCAAAUAAGGGUAAGAAUGGUUCGAGGGAACAAAGUCAUCAAUCACGUAGAAAUUUUAUGCCCAAACACCCACAGACACGUACCUUUGAGCCUAGGUUCAUUCCCACCUGUCACCACUGUGGAGCUCUAGGACACACUAGGCCUAGAUGUUAUAAGUUAGGCAAUGAGCAUAGAAAUCAGAAUAUUCCAAGUCAGGUCAGUUUUCUGACUAAUCAGGUUAGUCAUUUGACUGAGAUGCUUACUAGGCUGACUAGGAGUACCACGUCAUCUAAGAAAGUUUGGGUUAAAAAGGAGGAUCUAGCUGGACUUUCAGGUUAG